GCGGGCCUUAGUUUGGGGACCACUGAUCUACAUGAUCGUGAUCUAUGACGCUGUGGUGACGUAAGAGUCCAAACAGGAAGUAGAAACAGCACGCUCGGUUUUUCUUCCCCACGUUACAGCUGCUGUUACAUAAAUGCCGUCUCCGUGGCGUUCACUGGACCUCUGAGCCUCCAUGAUGGCAGCGGGCCGGCUGAGCUUCAGUAACAUCACCGCUCUGGCCCCGAUGGUCCGGAUCGGGACUCUGCCCAUGAGGCUGCUGGCUCUGGACUACGGAGCGGACGUGGUUUACUGUGAGGAGUUGAUCGACAUCAAAAUGGCGAAGUGUCACCGAGUGGUGAACGAGGUGCUGCAGACGGUGGAUUUUGUGGCCCCGGAUGAACGAGUGAUGUUCAGGACCUGUGAGAGGGAGAAGGACCGAGUCGUCUUCCAGAUGGUGAGACAGAAGACAUCAAUACUUAAUGUGUAGAUCGUUCUCAGUCCGAGCCGUGAGUUUACUGCUACUUCUUCUUCUUCUUCUUCUUCUUCUUCUUCUUC
This is a messenger RNA of Anarrhichthys ocellatus (wolf-eel), 534 nucleotides long. RefSeq names its product tRNA-dihydrouridine(20) synthase [NAD(P)+]-like. Gene Ontology annotation, cellular component: cytoplasm. Gene Ontology annotation, biological process: tRNA dihydrouridine synthesis. Lineage: Eukaryota; Metazoa; Chordata; Actinopteri; Perciformes; Anarhichadidae. The transcript is spliced from 4 exons. Gene Ontology annotation, molecular function: tRNA dihydrouridine synthase activity. The record is from RefSeq and is a predicted model, not a curated record. Bases 173 to 466 code for a protein of 97 amino acids.